Molecule: messenger RNA, 450 nt
Organism: Ambispora gerdemannii
Lineage: Eukaryota; Fungi; Glomeromycota; Glomeromycetes; Archaeosporales; Ambisporaceae
Source: the annotation of a GenBank genome assembly
AUGAAUGUGGGUAAACUUUCUAUUCCUAUGUCAAUAACUUCAACUAUUAUCGCAAAAUUAUGGGCUAAAGAGCCACAAUCAGUGAAAAACGAAUGUAAGAAAUUAGCUAAAGAAGCAAAAGAAAUUUAUAAUAUUCGACAUAGCUUAAAACAUAAAUUUGAUUUGUCGACUUUUGGAAUUAUUCACGAGAACACCACAAAUACUUCGAAUAUAACCAUGCCUAAUACUACAAAUAAUACUUUAAAUAUGACUUUAUCUAAUACUACGAAUUUGGUUUUUGUUGAAUUGCCUACUCCAAAACAUUCAAUGCUUGAGUACGACUACGACCACGCCGAAAGUGAACAUGCCGAAAGUAAUACCAACUUUAAUUUAGAUUAUUCAGUUUUAAUUAAUGCUCAUAUCAGCUCUUCUAAAAUCGAUGGAGUGAAUCAAAAUGACUGUUUCUUCUAA